Messenger RNA from Sorghum bicolor (sorghum), 1203 nucleotides. Its product is annotated as peroxidase 1. Gene Ontology annotation, biological process: response to oxidative stress; hydrogen peroxide catabolic process. Gene Ontology annotation, cellular component: plant-type cell wall; plasmodesma. The record is from RefSeq and is a predicted model, not a curated record. The coding region runs from base 78 to 1076 and encodes 332 amino acids. Lineage: Eukaryota; Viridiplantae; Streptophyta; Magnoliopsida; Poales; Poaceae. The transcript has 2 exons. Gene Ontology annotation, molecular function: heme binding; peroxidase activity.
UCUAGCCUUAGUCACUUGAUAAGUAGGAAUACAGUACAUACUUGCCCUGCCAUACAUUCUAUCCUUGUGUGCAUAAUAUGGGUCGAUCCAUGACGAUUCAGUUUUGUGCAGUUCUGCUACUGCCUGUGGCCUUCCUCCUCUUCGCAGGUAGCUCACAGGUGGUGGCUCAGCUGGAGCUCGGCUACUACAGCAAGACGUGCCCGAACGUCGAGGCGAUCGUUCGCGCGGAGAUGGAGAAGAUCAUCUCGGCUGCACCCAGCCUUGCUGGCCCCCUCCUCAGGCUUCAUUUCCACGACUGCUUCGUCAGGGGUUGUGACGCGUCUGUGCUGCUCAACACUACUGCGGCCAACGUGGCAGAGAUGGACGCCAUUCCGAACAGGAGCCUGCGAGGCUUCGGUUCUGUAGAGAGGGUGAAGGCCAAGCUCGAAGCUGCCUGCCCCAACACGGUUUCCUGCGCCGACGUUCUCACCCUCAUGGCCCGCGACGCCGUUGUGCUGGCCAAGGGCCCCUUCUGGCCGGUCGCGCUCGGGAGGCGAGACGGCAGGGUGUCCACUGCGACUGAGGCGGCUGACCAGCUACCUCCGGCCUACGGAGACAUACCACUGCUCACCAAAAUUUUUGCCUCGAAAGGACUCGAUAGCAAGGACCUAGUUGUCCUCUCCGGCGGCCACACCCUCGGCACGGCGCACUGCCAGUCUUACGCCGGCCGGCUCUACAACUUCAGCAGCGCCUACAAUGCAGACCCAUCCCUGGACACCGAAUACGCCGACCGGCUGAGGACGCGCUGCAGGAGCAUCGACGACAAGGCUACGCUCUCGGAGAUGGAUCCUGGCAGCUACAAGACCUUCGACACCAGCUACUACCGCCACGUCGCCAAGCGCAGGGGGCUCUUCCAGUCUGACGCCGCGCUCCUCACCGACGCCGCCACUAGGGACUACGUCGAGCGUAUUGCCACCGGCAAGUUUGAUGAUGUGUUCUUUAAGGACUUCAGCGAGUCCAUGAUCAAGAUGGGCAACGUCGGCGUGAUCACCGGUGUUGACGGUGAAAUCAGGAAGAAAUGCUACAUUGUCAACUAAAGAAUAAUCAUCGCCUACUAGAAUUAAAAAAAAUGUAAACAUAUGUAUAUGUUAAUCAUUUUGAUGUAUGCUAUUGUUGUAAAUUCAUUCCAUGGUGGUAGAUAUACUAAAUCACGCAUUAUUGUAU